AUGGGUGUCUCUCUGCUUCAGACGUUUCUGCGCAACAAUCCUUCCAAUUUCACAACUUACAGACUCCACAGCACGACAAUUGUAGUUGACGGUCCCAACAUUGCCAAUAACCUAUAUGAGGAAGCAAGCAUUCUGAACCAGUUCAACGGCGAGUACCUUCAGUACGAAGCCCUGGUUGAAAGGUACCUGUUGAACAUGAGGAAAUGCGAAGUGGAACCGAUUUUCGUGUUCGACGGUCUCCACGAGGUGAGGAUUUUUUCAAAAAGCGACGCAAUGUUAAACGUCUUACUGUAUGGUAUAAAUACUUACUAUCUACUGUUUUAG
Messenger RNA from Dibothriocephalus latus, 324 nucleotides. Lineage: Eukaryota; Metazoa; Platyhelminthes; Cestoda; Diphyllobothriidea; Diphyllobothriidae. The record is from the annotation of a GenBank genome assembly.